Molecule: messenger RNA, 1393 nt
Organism: Misgurnus anguillicaudatus (oriental weatherfish)
Lineage: Eukaryota; Metazoa; Chordata; Actinopteri; Cypriniformes; Cobitidae
Product: urokinase plasminogen activator surface receptor
Source: RefSeq, a predicted model, not a curated record
GCUGCUCUCCGGAUGAAAAUGAACUAUACACCCGCCUGUCCCGGGUCCAAAAUUUCGUAUUUUGACUUAAUAUAAAAUAUUUUUAUAUUUAAUAUUUAAUAAUACUGUAUAAAUCAUCAUGCGGGACGGAUUGGACACCUUUGUGGGCCGUAUGUUUGCCCACCGUCUUAAAAUAGCCUAUUUAAGUUCCUUUUCGGAAGAGCCUCGCCCUCUUUUGAUCCGUUAUAUGAAAGCCCCGACAAGGGUUUGCCAUUUUACUCACCCCCGGAGUCCUGACUGACCAAAGAUGAAUCUGAACAUCUUCAUUGUUCUUCUUCUGACUCUUUUCAAUGGAGGAUACUCACUGAAAUGCUAUGAGUGUAAAGGAGUGAUGGGUUUUUGUGAAAGCAAAGAGACGACGUGUCCCUCUAAUGAAACUACAUGUGCAAGUGUAACAAUGACGGUUGGUGGCGACACUUCGUUUAACGUGCAGGCUAAGGCUUGUGACGUGGUAAAGAACUGUGUAAAUGGAUCCGUUAAUUUUGGACUGGCAAAGACAGGUGUAUCUAUGCAGUGCUGUAACACAGACCUCUGUAAUAGCAAAGAUGUCCCAGAUUACAACUCUAACAGGCCCAAUGGAAAACAAUGUUACUACUGCGAUGGGAAGAGUUGCUUAAAGAAAUUAAACUGUUUAGGAACUGAAGACUUCUGUAUUACAGCAAAAUUAGCAUCUUCUCAGACUGUCAAAGGAUGUGUCUCUAAAACUAUCUGUGAUGGUGGAUCACAAGCGACUCAAGAUGUUGUGGACUUCUCAUGCUGUCAAGGGUACCUGUGUAACAGUGCUAUGAGCAUCACAAAGAACCUCCUAUUUCUCUCCUGGCCGUUCUUCUUCUACAUCCUGAUCCACUGAAUUCAGCAGAACUUCACAGCAUAAAUGUGAGACAUUGUUGGGGGGUUAGUAAAAUAAAGAGUAACUUUUAUGCAGCUUAUCACUGCAACAACAAUAUAUGACAUAUUUUGGAAUAAAAGGCAAUCUUUUAUUCAAUAUACACUUUAAAACGAACAGUGCUAAAUAGCACUAAAAGUGGCUCUUGGCACGUAAUCAUAAAGGAACCAUUUUUAGUGCUAUAUGGCACAUUUGAAGCACCUAUGAAGAACCAAAUGGGGUCAUAUAGCACCACAUAUGGUUCUACAUAGCACAAUUUGGUUCUACACCAGUGCUACACAGGUACUUCAUUGGUGCUAUAUGGCACUUAAAAUGGUUCCUCUAUGAUUACGAGCCAAGAAACACUUUUAGUGCUAUUUAGCACCGUUUGUUUUGUAUUUUUUGGAGUUUUAUUGUUAGAAAAAAAUAUUUACCGGAAACAGAGAAGAACAUGAAAUAAAAUGUAACCAAACAACUACAUUUGUUUCU